Molecule: messenger RNA, 1785 nt
Organism: Linnemannia hyalina
Lineage: Eukaryota; Fungi; Mortierellomycota; Mortierellomycetes; Mortierellales; Mortierellaceae
Source: the annotation of a GenBank genome assembly
AUGAAGAUCGCUACCAUCUCUGCCUUGCUGGCCUUGUCGGCCGUUGCCCAGGCUGCCCUUGUAAAAUUCAGCGUCAUUGCCCCUGACGCAGCCACUGUCGAGGUUCAAAUUGGCGGAAAGAACACUGCUUUAACGAAAUCCGACCCCAAUAUUCCACUCUACACCGGUCAGGCAGAGACCGGUGCCGAGACAAAGUACAAGUACGUCGCUGCUGGUCGCGCAGAGGCCUUUGACCGUACCGUCCCUACCACUGGCGCAACAUACAACGAGUUCUUGGAUCGUCCCAUCACAUAUGCCAACAUUCCCGAGCUCCCAUGGCCCAUUGAGAAGGAUCCUCAAUGGACCCGCGCAGCUCCCAAGCAGGCCAUCUUUGACGUCAACUACAUCCCCACCAUCUUCGCCAACGGACCCGCGGCUGACCUCGACUCCCUCAUCGCCACCCCUACCUCGACAAAGAUCCCCUGCACCAUCACCAUCGUCCUCGCCAACGAGGUCAAGGUUUUGAGCAAUGUCAACUUCGGUAUUCACGGCGCAGGCAAGAAGAAGAACAACUCCAAGCAGAGCUGGAACUUCCGUCUCGCUGCUGGUGAGACCUUUCAGGCCCGUAACUUCUUCAAGCUUCGUCAUCAGGAGGAGGACCCCACCCAGAUCCGUGAGAAGCUCUAUGCCGAUAUCGGUCGCGCCAUGGGAUCCUACACCAACGAGGCCAACAUGGCCCGUCUCUUCAUCAACGGCCAGGGCUUUGGAACCUUCAACCUCUUGGACGAUACCACGGAAUACUCCUAUGUCGACGCCAUGUUCUACGGUGGUAAGCCCCCAGCUCAGCACGGUGCCCUCUUCGACGGAGCCUCUGGAGCCUCCUUUGCCUACUCACCCACUGGCAGCGAGUACUACUCAUGGAUCGUCGCCUCCGUCAACCCCAUCGGUACACCAACCGAUGUUGGACCUCUCUGCGAGCUCUGGAGCAAGACCGUCAAGACCGACGAUGCCGCCGUCGCCAAGGUUGACGAGAUGUUGGAUUUGGAUCAGCACAUCCGCCUCAUGGUCCUCGAGUACCUCACCGGUAACUGGGACGGCUACUGGGAGCAGCAGACCAACGACGGUCUUUACCGCGACCCUUCCCAGAACAACAAAUGGUUCUACUUGGCCCAGGACUUUGAUGCCACUUUCGGUGUCAACAUCCCCACUGCCGACCCGGCCUUCCCCCAGUGGUCCUACACCAAGUACCCCGCUGCUUUCCCCGGCGCAGUCAUGAUCAACGGUCUCCUGGAGAACCCCACCCGCAAGGCUGCCUUCGAGUCCUACCUUAAGAAGACUGUCGAGGUCCUCUUCAACAACGUUACCCUCACCAACCGCAUCCUCAAGUACCACGAGUUCAUCCUCCCCGACCUUGCCUGGGACCGCAACAUUACCCAGCGCUCGCCCGGUAUCGACUAUGGCUGGACCUUCCCCCAGGUCACCCAGAAUUUGUGGGAGGGUGUCCAGUCGCCCCUCGCCACUGGCGGUGGAGCAACCAUUGGUUUGAUCGAGUGGAUCGUCACGAAGUCUAACGCCGUUGCCAAGGAGUUCUCGAUCACCGUCAGCCCCACCCCCGUUGGUCCCCCUACCACCGGAACCAGCCCCUCUACCGGCAGCGGUGGCAGCACUAGCCCCACCAACCCCAGCACUGGCAAGCCUUCCGGCGGAAGCGCUAGCAACGAGAGCAGCGCUGCCGGCCAUAUCCUCCCCCAGGUCUUUGCCACCCUUGCCUUGGUCGGUGGUUCGGCCCUUGCUCUCAUGGCAUAG